UCAUGAGCUUGAAGUUUGAAUUGAAGUUUUGCCAAAAAAAUUAAAAUGGUAAAGCUGAUGUGCAGUAACGAAAUUGGGGCUAAGGAUUGCUAAUUAUGCUAGAUUUAAUGAUUUAAAUAUACAAAGGAACCACUUAUUUAACGUAAAUACACUACGUAAUAAAUAUGAAGAUUUUGAAUGCUAUUGGUUUAAGCGCUUUCCAAUUAUUGUCAUGUGUUUUUGUUGUUGGAUAUUUCCUGGGGGUACUAAACAAUUAUUUCAGUGACAAAAACAAUUAUUGUGCUAUGACUUACAUGUUUGAAUAUCCCCAAUUCGUGCGAAUAUCUCUCGAAGAUAAUAAAAUAUAUCCGCAAUAUGGACUGUUUGCCUACAGUGAAGGAAGAUUUACAGAAAGGGCAAGAAGAAUGUGGUUUGAUGGCAUACCAGUACUGUUUCUGCCAGGAAACUCAGGCAGUCACAUGCAAGUUAGGUCAAUAGCCUCUGUGGCUUUGAGAAAGGCUUUAUCCCAAGAAUAUGAUUACCACUUUGAUUAUUUUACAAUUAGCUACAAUGAAGAGCUGUCAGGAUUGUAUGGAGGUGUGCUUCAAAGUCAAACACAAUUUGCAUCAGCCUGUGUAGCAAAAAUUCUUAGUCUUUACAAGAAUAAUAAAUACACCAAAACUGUACCUACUUCUGUUAUACUCAUUGGGCAUUCCAUGGGUGGCCUUAUAGCAAAACGCCUUUUAGCUUAUCCAAGUACAAUCAAUACUACGAACAUAGCGAUUACACUAGCAGCACCUCUAGAAGCUCCCGUUGUAAACUUUGAUCCUGUUAUAAAUGAUUAUUACAUGCUAAUCAAUUUAGAAUGGGAAGCAUAUAUAAAUAGACAUGAGGAAGUAAAAAGGAAGAAGUUUUUGAUCAGCGUAGGUAGUGGGCCUCGAGAUGUUCUGAUUCCAGCUGGUCUGACUUCAUCUAAUGACAGCCAAAUAAGUGCAUUGGCCACAUCUAUCCCAGGCGUAUGGGUAACGCCAGACCACGUUAGUAUGGUGUGGUGCAAGCAGUUAGUGAUGGUAGUCAACAGAUUUCUCUUCGAUAUAGUCGACCCGUUAAGCGAACAAGUAACCGAUGACAGUUCAGUGAUGCUGACAAAAGCUGAACAGCAUUUUCAGUCAAAUCGGUCAAUGAUUUUAAAUCCAAUGAUAACACGUAAAAAUGUGACGAUGCAAGCUGACGCGUUCUGGUACGAAGAUAACAGACGAAUUUAUCAAAUUUCCAGACCAGAGAUCGACAGAACAACUCAUUUAAUGAUAAGGCUCGUCAGUUUUCCACAAAACAGAUUUGUAGCCGUGGAAUCUGUAAACGUUCAAGAUAAAGAUUGGAUUUUCGGAUGCAAUGCGAAAAAUGUCUACCAUUCCUACAGAUAUUGCAAAGAAGCGACAUCGCUAAGUGAGCUAAGUCGCUGGACGGGUUCCGUACCAGAGUUUGGCAAGAGGAAGUUAGCCACUGUAAACCUCCACAAACUGAUGGAAUUAGAGCCCGAGUGGACGCAUGUUAUUGUUAAAGUAUCGCCGACGAAGAAACCGGUAAUUUUAAACGUAGAUAUAAACGAUCACGCAUCACGACAAAUAGAUGUGAAACUACCCUCGGAUCUGUCAUUCGGCAAGCAGAUAAUAAAAGCUGAAACGGAAGCUAACAGUUUGUACUACGAACUGAUUCUAUCCGACUUGAGCGUGAUCCAUCAAGCGUACUUGUUGUAUGUGGAGCCUACGAGCAGUUGUCAAGAGGCGUCGUAUCAUGUGUCCGCAGAGUUGCACGUCCCUUGGGCGAAGAAUCACGAAUACCAUCAUUAUUUUACGGAUUUAAAAAAGUCACCAAUGAAAGUACGUUUAUUCAAGAGUAACCCGAACGUAACAUUAGGCUUAGACUCGUCAGAAAAGGCAAUGAUAACACUUUUAUUAGAUCCAAAAUGUACUUUUAGUAUUAGUAUAUCGACUUCCUGGUACUACCGCCUAGGUCAACUGUCGCGUAACUAUACGCCAGUUCUAGUGCCUUACGUAGCGGCUAUAAUACUGUUGGCCGCUCGGAGUAAUAUACUGCACUUGAAAGAACAUGGUACUUGCGUGUCUAUACAUAGCGCCUUGAUGAGUGAGGGGGUUAAGCCUUAUUAUGCAUUGGUUUUUGGAAGAUUAGGGUCUAUGGCGUUAAUGUCUAUCCCAUUCUUUUCCUUUCUCUUUGAGAACGCCAGUUGGAAAAACUUAGAACUACAAUACUUCUCCCGGUCGUUGUUAGUGUUGCCAGCGUAUAUGACAGCGUUGGGAAUCCUUAACAUUUCCGCCGCGGCUGUGCUCGUUGUGAUGGUGUUUUCGUCGCAGUUGGCACACCGGCUACUGUUUAGGAUAGUGUGGCGUGGCGGCACAGGGUUAGCUGAGAAAAUGGCAGCCGGUCUGCAAAAAGUUCCUAUGGUGGUGAGCGCAGCGCUAGUCUGCGCGGUGCCUUUAUCUUGUGGUGCAGCUUCUCUAGCCGCCGGCGCGGCUUUUUACGCUUUCGUGCUUUCUAAAAUGUAUGAGGAGUAUCUUGAGGAUUAUGUAUACAGAUUGGUGUCAAAAGUGGCAAGCAAAAUGUGUCGAUUAUUUAAACCAAAGAAAGAUUCUACUAGAACUAUUCCAAUAAAAGAUGUACAAUCUACUCAAACAACUACCUCAGAAAAUGUCAAUGAUAAUACAAUUUCUCCAGAAGACACUAAAAAUGAAAAAAAUGACAGUACCUUAUCAGGCAAGAAUGAUAAAACUGAAGAUGAAAGAUCUGUUGAUACAAAGGCUCUAGUAUCCACGGAACAAGAAGAACCCAAGGAAAAGUGUGACAAUGAAACUAAUAAUAAUAAUAAUAUUGACGAAGACUUGAACAAUAUAAACUUUCAUUUGAUGUUGUUCUUUAUGUGGAUGAGUGUGGCUAUAGUUAACAUUCCUGCAUUACUUACAUGGGCCCAAAAUUUCAAGUACAGCAUGGUUUUGAAACCUGAUACAUCGUACCAUACUGGACUUGUUAUGUCGGCUUGUUCAGCAGUUAUCUGGCAAAUGAAUGGCCCAAGAAGAAAUUUGAGACAUUAUGAAACAGUAUCAGCAUUACUUUUCACAAUGGCUGUGUUUAUACUAGCCUUGGGACCAUUUUCCUUGUCCAUUGUCAACUAUGGUGUAACAUUUAUGUUUACAAUUAUCACAAUACAACAAUUAUUGGAUACUGAAGAUCCUGCUCAAGAAAAUCAUACCAAAGAGCCUGUUAUUAAUAUUGAUGCUGAUACUACUAGUACUCUGCCGUCCAACAAAGAACCAGUGAAAGCUGAUGAACCAAAAGAAAAUAUCACUGCAGAAAGUGAAAAUGAACAGAAUAAAGAAAGUGGAUCUAAUGAAGGAGAAAAACAGGAAACAUCAAAUGAAUGUGAUGUGUGUAAUGAAAAUAGGAUAUACAAUAUAUUUAGAAAUCUCAGAGAAAAACUUAGUUUUGGUGAUAAUUUAUAAUAAUUCAAUUCAAAGUUCAGACAUAUCAAUGAAUAAUAUAGAUGAAUUUUGACACAGAAAUGUCUUGGAACAUUCUUUUAGGUAGCAAAUUGAAAAUAUGUUUUAGUAAUUAUGGGUUUCCUAUUAAAAAGUACUAGAAAAUGUGCUUUUAAAUCUGUAAUUUUUCAGUUUCCAGUGAGAUUUUAUUUUACUUAGCUAGUCACAUUCAUGUAGUUAAUGUUGCAGUUAAUAGUUUUUAGGAUUUUUCGAAUAAUAUUAGUUAUAAUAAUUGUA
Molecule: messenger RNA, 3767 nt
Organism: Maniola jurtina (meadow brown)
Lineage: Eukaryota; Metazoa; Arthropoda; Insecta; Lepidoptera; Nymphalidae
Gene: PGAP1
Product: GPI inositol-deacylase
Exons: 19
Coding region: 165-3494 (1109 amino acids)
Biological process (GO): GPI anchor metabolic process; endoplasmic reticulum to Golgi vesicle-mediated transport
Cellular component (GO): endoplasmic reticulum
Molecular function (GO): phosphatidylinositol deacylase activity
Source: RefSeq, a predicted model, not a curated record